This is a messenger RNA of Passer montanus (Eurasian tree sparrow), 2213 nucleotides long. RefSeq names its product uronyl 2-sulfotransferase (gene UST). Lineage: Eukaryota; Metazoa; Chordata; Aves; Passeriformes; Passeridae. The record is from RefSeq and is a predicted model, not a curated record. The coding region runs from base 345 to 1574 and encodes 409 amino acids. The transcript has 8 exons. Gene Ontology annotation, cellular component: membrane. Gene Ontology annotation, molecular function: sulfotransferase activity.
CGGCGGCGGAGCGCUGGCUGUAACUUGACACCGGGGCGAGAGGCCGAGCGGAGAGAGGGAGCAAGAGCGGCGGCGGAGGAGGAGGAGAGGAGCCCCAGGGAGCGGGAUGGUGACCACCUCCUUCCCCUCCCCUUAGCGGCGCUCCGUAGCAGCAGCAGCCGCCGCCGUAGGAGCGCCGGGGACUCUCGCCUGCCGCGGAGCCGGGGCCAGCCGGCGAUGGGGACGGGACGGAUCGCCUGAGCUCCCGGGAACUUUCCCGGCCGCGGGCAGCCGGAGCCGGGCAGGCGGAUGGAGGAUGCGCUUUCCCCGGCGGGCUGCGUGAGCCGGCGGCGGCGAAGGGGAGGAUGAAGAAGAAGCAGCAGCACGGCGGCGGGGAGUGCCCGGCGCCCUGGCCCCCCGCGGCGGCGGCGGCGGCGGGAGGGGGCCCGGGCCAGGGCGGGGGCUCGGUGAGGCGGCGGCCCCUCUCGCUGCUGCCCUUCCUCUCGCUGCGCGACUACGUCUUCUGCAUGGCCACCCUGCUGCUCUUCUGUUUGGGCUCCCUCUUCUACCAGCUCAACGGGGGCCCCCCGCACUUUCUGCUGGCCCUGCGGCACUGUCUGGGAAAUUCCACUUAUCUGGAUGAUCACGGACCACCACCUCAAAAGGUACUUCCUUUCCCCAGUCAGGUGGUCUACAACAGAGUUGGAAAGUGUGGAAGUCGAACUGUAGUUUUGCUUUUAAGAAUUUUAUCAGAGAAACAUGGAUUCAACCUGGUUACAUCUGACAUACAUAACAAAACAAGACUGACCAAAAAUGAGCAGAUGGAAUUGAUUAAAAACAUAAGCACUGCUGAGCAGCCCUAUUUAUUUACUAGACAUGUUCAUUUCCUCAACUUUUCAAGGUUUGGAGGAGACCAGCCCGUGUACAUCAAUAUUAUUAGAGAUCCUGUCAACCGAUUCCUAUCCAAUUAUUUUUUUCGACGUUUCGGAGACUGGAGAGGAGAACAGAAUCACAUGAUCCGUACCCCCAACAUGAGGCAGGAGGAAAGAUAUCUGGACAUUAAUGUGUGUAUCCUUGAAAACUACCCUGAAUGUUCUAAUCCCAGGUUAUUUUACAUCAUACCAUAUUUCUGUGGACAGCAUCCAAGAUGCAGGGAGCCUGGUGAAUGGGCCCUUGAAAGAGCAAAGCUGAACGUUAAUGAAAAUUUUCUGCUUGUGGGCAUUCUGGAGGAGUUGGAGGAUGUGCUGCUUUUAUUAGAAAGAUUCUUACCUCAUUAUUUCAAGGAUGUGCUUAGCAUCUACAAAAAUCCAGAGCAUAGGAAACUUGGCAAUCUGACUGUGACAGUGAAAAAGACCGUCCCCUCUCCAGAAGCAAUACAGAUCCUCUACCAACGCAUGAGAUAUGAAUAUGAGUUUUAUUACUAUGUUAAAGAACAAUUCCACCUGCUGAAGCGCAAGUUUGGACUGAAGUCUCAUAUCAGGAAACCAAGUCCCAGACCUGAGUUCUUCAUUCCUUCUCCCCUGGAAACAGAAGAACCAAUAAAUGAUGAGGAAGAAGAUGAUGAAAAGUGGCUAGAGGAUAUCUAUAAAAGGUGAUGGAUGGAAGAGCUAUCCUUUCUCUUCUGGUGACCCCUCCAGCUUUCUUAAGAUUUUUUUUUUAAUUAUUAUUAAAAGUAAUUCCUUAAGGAACUGAGUUAAUGCGCAGCGGAUUUGAAAUGGAACAGAAGAGACCAUUCCCACAUGCUGGAGCCAUUGGGAGAUACCUGAUUUUGCAGGUUUGAUUCAUUAUACAGUGCUGGCUCUAUAGCAUCCUUGCUACAGCGUAGUUCAGGAGAGAAGUACCUACCAUCUGUCACAAAAUAACUUUUGGAAUACACGGUAUUUUUGAACUGCAAAAUACAAAAUAAUAGGCAUUCUUGAAAAGCAAAUUUUACAGAUUCUCAUCUCUCUCUUUGACCGGAAACAAGUCUUUGUGACCUAAUACUGUGGCAUGAACUACCAGCUAAUGAACUACAGGCAGUUAGCCAUUUGGGAAGAGUGCCUCUUUCUGUCCAAAGCACACUGAUAUCCCAGUGGUAUGGUCAGAGCCAUUGCUUUGUCUUCAAAUCCAAGGAUAACAGGCUCAGAAAGAGGCUAGGUAACAGCUUCUUAAUUACCUGUGCUGGAGGAGCAGGGCUGCUGUUCUGCCAAAUCUCUAGUGAGUGUAAGGCAAGCUGCAGGAACCAGAUAUUUUUG